UAACAUAAUUUAGUGUAAUAAAGGCAUGAGCAUGAGGUAUUGAUGUUUUAACAUCAUAUUCUGCUGGAUUUUUAUUCAAAUUGGAUAUAACUCUCUUGAAGAGAGGUGCUUCAAUCAAUAUUGGAGGAGUUUACCUGUGAAGAAGAAGAAGAUCGCUCAAUGUCCGUUGUCUGUCUGUCUAUUUCUAAUUUGUAAGGGAAAAUGUGAAAAAGGUGCAAAGUUUCCAGCAGUUUAAGAAGACAUUAUCUUGAGCAUUAUGGCUAGGAAUGUCGCACAGACUGUGGAACUGUUAAAAGAAAGUGUUGACUGUCUUCAUGGUACCUGUAUCUCGUUAACAAAUACUGAUAAAGGCCAGAUCAGUGACGAAUUAGGUGAAGACUGUAUUGCAAAAGCAGCAGAACAGAUUAAUCAAAUACACGAGAAGAUUCUUAAUAUACAGCUUCAGGAAAGGACCAAAGUUGGGGUAUCAAAGGAGAGGGUAUCCAAAGAAAUAGAAGCAAUCGAAAUUACUAGGAAAGAAUUAAAGAGGCUUAAAGUAAAGCUCAGACAGAGUUUAAAUGGUGAUGAAACAGAUUCUGAUAAUGAUGUUAUUGUAUGUAUAACACCAUUGGAAAGUUUGACAAGAAAUGCAGUUUUUGACAAAAAAUCAAUCAGUGAAGAUGACUCAGAUGUUACUGUUGACCUUGAUAAAGAUGAAGAUCAAAGUUCAGAAGUUGUAAACAGUAACACAAAGCAUGAUGAUUCAAAAGAUAUGUUUGAUACGUCUAACAUGUCCGGUGAUUAUUCGAACACAAAUAACAAUAUGAAAAAAGUUGUUGAAAAUGAGGAAGACUGGGAUUCGGACAAUACAGAUGACCUUGAAAACUUUGAUAACUUUGAUCUUGAUGAUGUUGUCAGUUCUACUCCUGGUAAAUUGGAAGGGAUAAAUCCUGAUGCAUCUAAAGCAAAGCAAGAGACAGAAAAUACCAAAAUCAAGCAGAUCAAGCAAGUUGAGUCAGUUGUUGAAAACACAUUGGAUGAUGCUGAUGAUUUAUUUGAGGAUGAUGAUUUUGGAGAUGAUGAUUUUAACGAUGACGUGCUUCAGGAGCUGGAUGCGGCGGAAAAAAGUUACACAGAUAAUUGUGACAGUACUCCACCAGAUGUUGAGAUCAUAGAAAAUGAUGAUGAUGAGGAAAAUCAGCCACAAGAUAAGAAAUACUUGCAAGUUCUAAAACAGUACUUUGGAUACUCAAAGUUUAGACCGAUGCAGUGGAAAAUAUUACACUCAGUGAUGCUGGAGAAGAGAGAUAAUUGUGUUAUCAUGGCAACAGGUUAUGGGAAAAGUUUAUGUUACCAGUUUCCAUCAUUGAUGUCACAGAAAACAACAGUGGUAAUCUCCCCUCUCAUAUCUCUGAUGCAGGACCAGGUGCUUGGUUUACAGGCAGCUAACAUACCUUCUUGUUACCUGGGAUCUGCACAGGAAAAUAAAACAGAGGUGAAGGAAAACUUAUUCAGGGGAGAAUAUCGUGUGUUGUAUAUAACACCAGAAUUUGCAGCUGUUGCCACAGACAUCCUAGGUAACCUAAACAAUAAAGUUGGGAUAGACUUGAUUGCUAUUGAUGAGGCACAUUGUGUUUCACAGUGGGGACACGACUUCAGAGACUCAUACAGGAAACUAGGCCAACUGCGAUCAUUUUUUCCUAAUGUUCCAAUAAUGGCUCUGACAGCCACAGCUACCCCUGAAGUCAGGCUAGAUAUCUGCAAGAGUCUACGUCUGAAGAAUCCAGUAAUUACAUGCACGGGUUUUGAUAGACCUAAUUUAUUUCUGUCUGUGAGUAUGAAGAGUGGAGAUAUUGCACAUGAUCUCAAAUCUCAGAUGGAAGUCAAAGGCAACAAAUAUACCUUCUGUGGUCCAACCAUCAUUUACUGCCCUACAAAGAAAAUCACAGAGACAGUUUCACAUGUUGUUAAAGGAAUGGGAGUGCCAUGUUUACCUUACCAUGCUGGUUUGACACCUAAAGCUAGGAAAGAGGCUCAUAAGAGAUUUGUGAAUGAUGAUAUACUGGUUGUUGUGGCAACUGUAGCUUUUGGUAUGGGUAUAGAUAAACCAGAUUGUAGAAAAGUGAUACAUUACGGAGCGCCAAAAGACAUUGAGUCAUACUAUCAAGAAGUGGGUAGAGCAGGGAGAGACGGACUUCCUAGUUUCUGUCAUACAUUUUAUUCUAACACUGACUUUAAUACUACCAGAUACCUGCUGAAGGACAUUCACAAUGUAAAGUUCAAGCAGCACAAAUUGAACAUGUUGUCUAAGAUGCAACAGUAUCUAGGAGCUGCUACAUGCAGACGGAGGAUUCUAUUAUCCCAUUUUGACAACAAGAAUUUGGAACAAGUUGGAGGAACUGCCAACUGUUGUGAUAACUGCACAAAGAUAGUUGAGAUAGGAAGACAGAAGAGUUACUAUGACUCCAAGAACUGGUCAUCUGUUGUGGGUGGUAUAGCAUCAAGAACAGAACCAGUUGACUACAGGAAGGAAGCUAAAGAUUUCUUUACUGUUGCGGAGGCAAUACAUGGAGGAUUUGGGUUAAACAACACAGUUCUUAUUCUGACAGGAUCAAGCAGUCAAAAAAUAAAGAAGUUUGCCAGUUAUAAAGUGUUCGGUCUUGGAAAAUACAAGAAAAUCAGCUGGUGGAAAGCAUUUGGCAAGUGUCUGAUAGAUGAAGGGUACUUGGAGGAGAGGGCAUGUGGCCAGGGAAUUUUUGGUUCAACCAUUCAAACUUCAGGAAAAGCUAGGGACUGGAUGGACAAUGGUGGUAGGACUGGCAGCAAACCUCUGAAGUUUAUACCAAACACUGAACUAGCUGCAGAAGACAAACCAGCUGUUGCAGUGUCAUUUAGGCCAAAUGUGCCAGCAGCAAGGGAAAAGCCAUCUCCAAGCAGACCAGAGCUGAAGAAGACUUUUUCCAGUCCUUUACCAAAGCCUGGAUUGGUAAAAGAUCCAUAUUCUGAAAUACAGAAUGCCAAGUAUACUCCUAAAAAAGUUGUUGUUGAUGAGAAAACGGCAAAAUUAGAGUCUGAUCUGUAUACGAAGUUGAUACGACAGAGAAAUGAGCUGGCACAUCAGACAGGAUAUACUCCACAUUCUAUAGCUAGUAAUAAAGUACUUCUGGACAUGGCUAAAGUCAGACCAAGUACUAGAGCUGGUUUGUUGAAGUUGGAAGACUUUCCGGAGGCUAAAGUUGAAAAGUUUGGGGCUCCGUUGCUGGAAGUUAUUACUAACUUUUGUAAGGACAAUGAUCUUAAGAUGGACAACUUUCCUGAAUCAUUGUUUGACACUGAUAAGUCUACUCGUGACCUGCAGUCUGAGAUCUACAGUCUGACAGAAACACAGAGGAACUCUUACAUAAUGUUUGCUGUUCACAACAAUUCUCUGGAGGAAGUUGCUUCAAAGAGAGGACUGAAGACUAGCACUGUAAUGUCCCACAUGGCUGAGGCGGUAAAGGUUGGUCUGCCAGUGGAUGUCCAGGCACUGGGGGUGACCAGUCAUAUACAACAGCUUGUGACUAAUGCUAUAAGAGGAGAUGUGAUUAAGUCAGAUAUUACACGACUAACCAAGAUAAAGGAUGUUCUUCCUGACUAUAUAGAGUACAACCAUAUCAAGAUUGUGAUAGCAUUAUUAGUGAGGCAGUAUGGCCAGAUCGUUAAUCCUGAAGGGGAGAUAAUUCUUCAGGGAAGUCAGUCAAGCAAGGACAAUGGACAGAUUGAUCUCACAGACUCAGCAGAGUGGUCACAGACUGGAACCAGUCAAGACGAAUCUCAGAACCAUUCUACAGGAGGUAGAUAUACUACUGGUACCAAGUCGCAGUCUGGGGUUACACAGUCCAGUACAUCCAGUGGAGGAACAAAAAGAAAACUUCCUAGCUGGAUGUCGUCAGGUGGAAAUAAACCAGUGAUGACUAAAAAAAUGAAAUCUAACAGUUUGUUCAGAUAGUAGAGAGAAAAUAUUUUAAACCUGGCACCUGGUUAUAAAACUAAGUUUGGCUACGUGUCUCUGAAUGCUACCUUGCCAUUGGUAGAGUACAUGACUGUGCUCAGAAACAAGUGUUGUGUCAUCUCCAAUCUCCAGACCCUGUUUUGCUGGAAAGCAACAUAAAAGUCAAAACAUUCUUUGAUUUUGGAUAAAAUUGUGGAUUGCAGACUAUUUUAUGCAAAUGUGAAAGCUAGAUAGGUACUACAAUUAUAUUAAAUGGUUGAUGAUAUUAUAAUGAUAAAUGUACAAAAUGUGUUUGUAAUGUGAUAGUAGCAUAUUCUACACAUGUUAAAGCAAACUUGAAUAUUAGAUUAAUUAAAGCGGAUUAAUCAA
Molecule: messenger RNA, 4339 nt
Organism: Mercenaria mercenaria
Lineage: Eukaryota; Metazoa; Mollusca; Bivalvia; Venerida; Veneridae
Product: bifunctional 3'-5' exonuclease/ATP-dependent helicase WRN-like
Exons: 27
Coding region: 257-3967 (1236 amino acids)
Biological process (GO): DNA replication; double-strand break repair via homologous recombination; telomere maintenance
Cellular component (GO): nucleoplasm; chromosome; nucleus
Molecular function (GO): 3'-5' DNA helicase activity; ATP binding; nucleic acid binding
Source: RefSeq, a predicted model, not a curated record